AAAGAAGCACAAGAAGAAUAUGUUGAUAAGAUAAAUGAGAACGUGGACAACACGUGUCAAAUCAUACAGAAACCAUCACAUUAAAUUAACUUCUCGUGUCAAACAAAAAGUUUGGAUUGUUGAACAUGUGAAGCCUUUUACAUUUAAAAUCUGACUCAUGAAAAUACAAGUCAACAGAAAACUGUGCUAAAUGCUCUUCUAGGCGGCGCCAUCUUGUGGUGAGAAACUACCGCUAGUUUUAACCGUACGAGUCAAAGUGAACUUUAUUAAUCCUUCAGCUCAUUGUCAAACAUACAUUCAACACACAAACACGGGACUGAAAUCAUCCGCCAAUCAGUGUUUCCGCAGCCGUCGCUAAUCACGGAGGAAGAGGAAGCAGCUGUUCUCACGCUGCCUCUCAAACACCUCCGACAGAAAUUAUGGCCAAAAAUAACUUGGUCACUGACGCCCAAAACCUGGAAUCCUGUGGGGCAGUGGGGGAUGGAGACUCCGCUCAAGUCAAAACAGGUCAGUACCCAGACAAAUGUGGAGUGAUCUCUGCAAUACAGCACCCACCCACUGCUGCAGCUUUCUCAAAGACUGACUCUGCCCCUGCCCCACCUAAAGUCCUCCCCACUGGUCGGAGCCAGCAGCCUACAUCAGUUCCAGGGCCUCAGACGUCCUCUCCCUCUGUCGUGGUAGCAAAGGUAGCCACCCCAGGAGGAGUCAAUGCUAACAGACAACUACAGGUAACAAAACCUGCUCUGAGCCAGGUGGCCCCCAUGAACCAGGCCACGACCCCAGGGAGGACGGUGGUGAUAACUGUACCCAGGACAGCAGCUCCACAGCCAGUUGCCGUAGCCCCUCGCCUGCCACAGACCACUGCCUCUCAACUCCCAGCCAAUAUCCACAUACCCCCAGGUAUGAUGUUGAUCCGCAGUGACAGUGGACAGCUGAUGCUCGUAUCCCAGCAAGCUUUGGCACAAGCUCAGCAGGGACCAAGAGUUGCCAGUGGUCAAGCACCCAGAAUUCUGACCCAUAAGGUGUCUACAGCAGCUGGAAGUAAAAGCAAUGAGAAGGUGACAGUGAUCACGAUGGCGGCCCCUACCAGUCUGCAGCCAGCGCCUGUCCAGACAGCUGUUGUGAAGGUUAUUAGUGUAGCUCCCAAACCGGCUGUAGUCCAGACCCUGAGUGCUGUUUCUGAGCGGGGGAGCCAGCUUCGCAUGCAGGCGGCUGUCACAGAAACGAUAAAGGAACCUCCAACCACGUUCAGUCAGCAGGAGACUCUGGAAAGUGUGAAGAAGUGCAAAAACUUCCUGGUGACUCUGAUCAAGCUGGCCUCCAGUGACUCCAGGUCUGCCAACAUGGCUAACAACGUCAGGGGGCUGGUCAGGAGUCUGUUGGAAGGGAAGCUAGAGGCAGAGGAGUUUACAGAGCAGCUGUAUCAUGAGCUGAAGUCCACUCCACAGCCGUGCUUGGUGCCUUUCCUCAAGAAAAGUAUUCCUGCAGUCCGUCGUCUUACUGCAGACCCUCAGUUAUUUAUUCAACAGGCUUCAACCUCCGCCCGCAACCCCAGUACUUCCAGCAUGAAGCCGUCCAUCACUGAUACAGGACAAACCCUCCAGAGCAGCCAGCAGGUUAUUCAACAACCUCGAGGAGUGAUUCUGAGACCUGGGUUGACUGCAUUAACCCCGUCCAGAAAUUACUUAUCUAAGAGCAACAGACCCAACCCCAAGCACACAGUGAUCCAGUCAGGAAAACACUUCACAGGAACUUUUUUGAUGAGGCCGCCUUUCACUCAGGAUCCACCUCAUUCUACAAAAUCUGCAUUCAAGGACUGUUCAGGAUCUUACAAAGAAGAUGAUGACAUUAAUGACGUAGCCUUCAUGGCUGGAGUGAACCUGAGGGAGGAGAAUGCACAGAUCUUGACCACCAUGGUUGGCUCUGUGGUGCAGUCGUGCCAGGAUCAGCCCUUCCUCUCACCUAACACAGUACUCAGCAGAAUCCUUCACACAGGGCAGGCACUGGGAGUAACUGAUGUUGGUCCGGAGGUGGUUGCUCUAGUUUCUCAUGCUACUCAGGAGUGUCUCCGUGGACUGCUGGAAAGACUCGCUGUGAUGGCAGAGCACCGCAAGACAGUCCUGAAGGAGGACCUGUGGUAUGCCAAAGUGAGUGAUGUACGGUCUCAGCUUCGCUUUAUGGAGGAAGUGGAGAGUUUGAACAAGAAGAGGAAAGAUGAAGAGGAGAGAGAGAGACUGCAGCGUUUUGCAAGAAGUCGCUCACACACUGAGGAUCCAGAGCUUCAACAACUCAAGCAAAGGGCCAAAGAGUUACAGCAUAUAGAAGAAGCUCAGCUGCAGCAGAGAGAGGCCAACCUGGCUGCCCUGGCUGCCAUCGGCCCUCGCAGGAAGAGACCUGUGGAGCACACCGAGAGCCAGGUACCGCUGCUGUCCACCAGACUGGGGGUUCACAGAGUGACCCGGGUGAUGUUGAAGGACUUGCUGCUGUGCUUGGAGCAAGACUCUUCAGUCCGUCACUCUCUCACUAUGUACAGAGCAAUGCUCUGAUUACAGCACUUCAAACAAAUCAGUUUGUAAUACCCAGGUUUGGGAAAUUUUUCUUUUGUGCUGUUUAUUUCAGUAUCUCUAUGUUGUAUGGUGCUAAUGAGUCUUUAAUAGCACUUAAAGUUUUGAUUUUGAUGUUGUUUGUUUCUUUGAGAAGAAAGAUUUUCAUGUGUAGAAAUAAAGCUCUGCUUUUACUGACUCUCAAAGUUUGUUUCUCAACUGUAUUUUGAGUUUAUCAUUAUUCUGCAUUUUUGUUGGACCAUUAAAAAGUUGUGAAUUCAUCACA
Seriola aureovittata is the source of this 2829-nucleotide messenger RNA. It is a transcript of the gene taf4b, whose product is annotated as TAF4B RNA polymerase II, TATA box binding protein (TBP)-associated factor. The record is from RefSeq and is a predicted model, not a curated record. Lineage: Eukaryota; Metazoa; Chordata; Actinopteri; Carangiformes; Carangidae. Gene Ontology annotation, molecular function: DNA binding; protein heterodimerization activity; RNA polymerase II general transcription initiation factor activity. Gene Ontology annotation, biological process: DNA-templated transcription; transcription initiation at RNA polymerase II promoter. Bases 420 to 2546 code for a protein of 708 amino acids. The transcript is spliced from 16 exons. Gene Ontology annotation, cellular component: transcription factor TFIID complex.